CACUUUCAUAGUGAUAAAACCGAGCAAAGAUUCGUCUCAAGGAUUUUAUAAAGAUUAUGACUAGAUAACUGCAAUUUUUUUAAGAAAAAGGGAUGACACACUGGGCGAUGAGCAGCGAACUGAAAAGAAUGCGGACGUUGGAAAAAAUACUGCCGGUGAGUGCCCUAAGAUUAGCUUGCCAGAAGCACAUUUCUCGCUCCUGCAAACAAUGAUACAGUCGGCGUUGGAGUCAUUGGUUCUUCUCGAUCGCAUGUUCUAUCUGAGGGGCUGUGGAUGCUCAUCGCACAUACGAGCUGUGUUUGAUCCAACAGUUUCCUCGCGAUAUAUCUGCAUCGUAGCUGCGUAGUC
Messenger RNA from Gongylonema pulchrum, 348 nucleotides. NCBI's taxonomy places the organism in Eukaryota, Metazoa, Nematoda, Chromadorea, Rhabditida, Gongylonematidae. The record is from the annotation of a GenBank genome assembly.